This is a messenger RNA of Aplysia californica (California sea hare), 6796 nucleotides long. RefSeq names its product kinesin-like protein KIF15. The record is from RefSeq and is a predicted model, not a curated record. Lineage: Eukaryota; Metazoa; Mollusca; Gastropoda; Aplysiida; Aplysiidae. The coding region runs from base 242 to 4279 and encodes 1345 amino acids. Gene Ontology annotation, molecular function: ATP binding; microtubule motor activity; microtubule binding. The transcript has 36 exons. Gene Ontology annotation, biological process: microtubule-based movement.
GCCCGACGGUCGCGAGAGUUCGCGAGAAAAUCUACGAGAGCGGCGGUGAAUUCAAAGGAACAGUGAACAGGACUGCACACAGUAGUUCUCCAAAGUAAACAAACAAGGCUGGAGGAGAAGAAGAUCAUCUUUCAUCUAGAUAGAAUCUACAAAUCUACAUGAACUACGUCUAGUUCUGGCUGUAUUGGCAGAGCCCACUUUGUUGUGUUGCAGUUGAGUUGAGCAGUGUGUUGUGUUGACCAUGGCAUACAAUUCAUCGGAAGGAGACUCUAUAAAAAUUUUCCUUCGUGUGAGACCUCCAGAUCCAAGCAUAAGUGAAAAUGACUUUGCACCCAGAGUAUUAGAUGUCAAUACUGCAGAUAAUGCUGUCAUUUUGAGAACAAAACCAGAGCCAAAGGUUUUCACCUAUGACAAUGUUGCUGAUGCAGAUAUCACCCAGGAAGCUGUAUUCUCUAUUGUUGGCAAGAAGAUCAUAGAAAGUUGCAUUGCUGGUUACAAUGGGACUAUCUUUGCUUAUGGCCAGACUGGAUCUGGUAAAACAUUCACAAUGCUUGGUCCUUCUGAGAAUUCUGACAGUUUCAAGCAUGAGCUACGAGGUGUUAUUCCUCGAAGUUUUGAAUACCUCUUCAACCUUAUUGCCCACCAGGCAGAACUACAUGGCACUAAAAAACAGUUCUUGUGCCGAUGUUCCUUCUUGGAAAUUUAUCAGGAGCAAAUUUUCGACCUCCUGGAUCCGGCUUCCCAGGGCCUUCACUUACGAGAAAACAUGAACAAAGGAGUGUUUGUUGAUGGCUUGAUAGAGCAAGUUAUCUGCAACCCUGGUGACGCCUAUCAGGUUUUGAUCAUGGGAUGGCUGAAUAGAAGAGUGGCUGCCACAUCAAUGAACAGGGAAAGCUCAAGGUCUCAUGCUGUUUUUACAGUCACAAUAGAAUCAAAGGAAGAUGAUUGUGGCGUUCAGAAUAUCAGAACAUCUCAACUCAAUCUAGUUGAUCUGGCUGGAUCAGAAAGACAGAAAGACACAAAUACUGGAGGAACUCGCCUAAAGGAGGCUGGCAGCAUCAACAAGUCGCUGUCUGUGCUGGGCAAUGUCAUCAUGUCACUGGUGGACUUAAGUCAUGGCAGAAAACGUCAUAUACCGUACAGAGACUCGAAGCUCACUUUCCUCCUAAGGGAUUCUCUUGGAGGAAACACAAAAACAAGAAUGAUUGCCUGUGUUCAUCCUGAUUCCAAAUGCUUUGGGGAAACUUUGAGUACUUUGAACUUUGCUCGGAGUGCUAAGCUCAUUAAAAAUAAGGCUGUGGUGAAUGAAGACUUCCAUGGCAGUAACCUGAAACUACAGAAUGAGAUACGUCGACUGAAGGAGUUGUUGGAAUCACAACAGAAUGCCUCUCCGCCUGUGGAAAACCUUCUCACCCUUCCGAAUGAAGCUGCCAUGAACUCGGAUUCUGUCUGGAAAAAAAAUUUCAUUGAAGCCAUGCACUUCCGAGAAAUUUCGGAAAGUGAGAAAACGGCCUUGCAGGAUGUUGUGAAUCACCUCCAAGAACUAUGCAACAAAAAAGACAAAUACAUUCAGUCUACCAAGAUGAUCAUAAAGUUCCGGGAGAACCACAUCCAAAGUCUGCAGCAGGCAGCUCAGGGUUAUACAGAGCUAGAGAAAGACACUGUAGUGAAGUCUCUGCGUGAUGAAAUCAAGGUUUUGAGACAACAACUGGAGAACAACCCGAUGCUGGCCAAGUAUGCUGGGGAAAACAAACACUUGCGCAGUGAGCUGAAGCGGCUGAGGUCUCAGGAGUCUGUGGCAGACGAGUUCGGGGAUAGCUUCCGGAUCAGUCAGCUGGAAAAGAUUUUCAAGGAGCUGAAACUGUUGAAAGAAAUGAAGGGAGGGAAUACGGCUGCAGCAAGUGUCAGAUCUUCACCUAUGAAAGAUGGAGUGCCAGCUGCUACUCUAGAGAAGCAUCGCAAAGAGAUCAAGGAACACCAAGAACAGAUUGAGCAGCUGAAACAACAAGUCCUGGAAGUGACAAAGAAGGCUGAGAAUCGUCAAAUGGAAAUGGAAAUUGAACUCGUGUCCUGUCGUAAAAUGAUUACUGAACUAGAGCGAGUGCUCGAAGCACAUCAACUCAAGGCCAGGAUUGAGUGCAAUGCCUUGAAAGACUUACACUGCCAGACUCUAAAGGUCAUGACAACUCCAAAGAUGAAUGGCAAAUGUGACUCUCCCGGCACACCAACAGUGGGAGAGGCAGCAAACACUGAACAAGGCAUCACCGAAACAGCCCUGCCCCAGGAUGUGGCAGAAGGGGCCCAUGAUGCGCUCAUGGAGGAGAUCCAGACUUUGCAAGUGGAAAACGGGAAACUCAAGAAACUUGUUGACGACCACGAAGCAGAGAAGUUACGCAUGAAACAACAGGUGGAAAAACUUGAACUGUACAAUGAACAACUGAAUGGAGUACUUGAGAAGGAACGCACAGAAAACACUUCCCGCAGAAAUGAUUAUACAACGGCUGUAAAUACUUUAAAGGAGGAGAUAGAUACUGUAAAAAAUGAUCUGAAAUUGCUCAAUGAUGAGAACACGGACAUUCACCUCGUUCUCAAAUCAGCUGACAAGCAGCUGAAGGAAGAGAAAGAGUCUCGCAAAAAUCUUCAAGCUACUUAUACACAGGAGAUUCAAGUAUUAGAAACAAGGUUUGCAAGAGCAAAUAUUGACCUUGAGACAACAACAAGAGAUUAUGAGGAAGCUCUGAAAGAACUGGGAAGCAUAAAGGAGGAACUGGAAACUAAUCGACUAACUGUCAGCUUCUUGGAGAAUCACUCUCAAGAGUUAGAGGCCCUCCGCAACCUGGAAAUAAAGAAACGUGAGAAGUUGGAGAUGGAUUAUAAUGCCCUGCAGUCAUCUGGAAGUAUGCAGAGUUAUCAGGAGUACAAAGAGCAAGCAGAAACAAACCUCAAGUUGAAGCAAGCGGAGCUGGAGGCUGUCAGAGCUGAACAGGAGCAGGUCAUAGCUCAGCAAGCUCGUGCCAUGGCCGACAACAAGGAAGCCAUUGCCAACUUGAUGAGCAACCUCCAUGAGCUGAAGUCCAAACUGAACAGCCAGGAAGAGGUCAACGGUACCUUGAGCAUGGAGAACGAGAACUAUGCUCUUGAGCUGAAGGAUCUGAAGCGAGACCAGGAGCUGACCUCUAAGGAGCUGGCUUGUGUUCAGCAAGAACUGAAGGACAUUAAGGAAAAAUACAAGCAUCAGCUCAUGCAAAAGGUCUUUGAGAUUGAUAACCUGCAGCAGGAUCAGGAAAGUGCUAAUAGCCAUUUGCUGAAGCAAGAAGAAAUCAUCUCCAGCCUGCAAGGACAGGCAAAAACAAAAGAUUUGUUGUGCAAAGAUCUUCAAGAUACAGUUGAUACUUACAAGAAGAAGCUUUCUGAUGCGGAGCAAGCAAUGCAGGAAGUCGUCAACAGGUACGAGAAACGACUUCAGGAGGCCAGUGCGAGUGACAAAGAUACCGACAGUAUAAAGAAGCUGAUGCAAGACAAGAACGUUGAACUGGAAUCAUUGCGCGUGAAUUACAAGAAACUGAACUCUGCUUUGAGAGACUACGAGCAAGCUCGCAAAGAGAAGAAUGAGGAAAAUGAGUUGUUGAAGGCCCAGGUUUUGGAACUGGAAGUGUGCAACCAGAGUUUGCUCACAGGUAAACAGGAAAUAGAGGAGCUACAAAUGAAGAUGAAUGCGCUGAAUGUCAACAACAAAGAACUCAUCAAAAGCAUGGAGGCUUCACUUAAGGGGAAAGAGGAGGAACUACAGAAAGAACGUUCCAGUCUGAGGAAAGCAGAGCUGAGUUUGGGCAAUGUUCAAGAGGAGUGCAAGACUUUGGAAAAAAAAUUGGAGACCUCUGAAAUGGAGAGGGGACAUUUUCGACAGGAGGUUAAUCGUCUUCAAACCCGACUGGAGGCUCACCACCAGGAGAAAACAGAACUCCACUCGCAGAUAGAGAGUCUGGCGGAAGAAAAGGCGAAACUUGCUACGGAAUACCAAGUAGAAAAAGAGAGGAACCAACAGCUGAUGGAGGAGAGCUCUCGGCUCAUUGGCCACAACAAUCACCAGCAGAAGAUUAAGCUCAUGGAAAAGAAAAACAUGGAGUACAAUGAAUUGCACAAGAAGUACGAAAGGUUGCUUCUGGAAACGAGCAAAAUGAACCUGAAGACACCUGGCAAAAGUGCUAACCCAUCAGACUGGAGGACACCAACUUCACAGAGUCCUGGGAUGAGAGACAUCACCAAUACACCCACAUGAUUCCUUGGCCUCGGAUCUCCCGACACAGAUUUCCCUCCACUCUUGAUUGUGUAAUGUGAUUCGUUCAACGAGAUUUUCAGGAUAUAUUGUCCAUAUCUGUUGGUCCUCUCUAAAUGUGUGAUAAUCAGAUAUCUUUUGUUGACUCCAUGCUCUGCAGUGUCAAAUAAGCACUUGUUUUUAUUUCUUUUAUGUUUUUCAGACUGAUUUAACAUCCGCUUGUUGGUGGAUGAUUCUGUUACAACUUCAUGCCUGUGUUUCCUGUCCUUGUACUUUCAUCUGUCGUCUGUCUUACACUCAAUCAAGAUGCACCAGACAUGAAUAGCCGAAUGACUAAAGUGGCUAGAAGGACCGUAGCUGGUGGUUUUUGGGGCACAAUUCAAAGUAGCUUACUGAACAUAUCGCGGUAAUCAGCUUCUGAGCGUAAAGAGUGGCCAUUUAUUUUUUCACUUUUUCUUUUUCCUGACCACUGGAAUGCUGUUAGUUGAUUUUAUGAAAAGUUUUCUUGUAAAGGUUAUUAGAACUGCACAAAAUAGAUUUAUUUUGAAUCAAAAUGGCUACCUCAUCAAAGUGUUAGUUUUCAUGUCAAAGAAGUGAUUAAUGAGUUAGGCCUUCUUCAAGGCAGUUGCAGCACUAGCAGGAAAGAAGACAUUAGUUGUGCAUGAAAAUUGCCAAUAUGAAUAGCAUGAAAUAGUGAUGUUUCCAGUAAAAAUUGAAACGUGGAGUUUUGUUGGUUCUUACAAAGUAGUUUCUUAUGGUAAAAAAAAAAAUCAGCUGAAUUCUCACUUAUUUCUUGAUAAAAUGCUAGUGCUGUCUUGCUUCGCAGUAACAAGAAAAAAUAAUCAGUUAUUGAAGAAUAGUCACAAGCUCUCAUACACUUGUUAAAAAUUUGAGAGUCCUGCAGUGUACCGCCAGGGUCAAGCGUGUGUCUUGAUUGAAUUAAAUGUGUACAUGUAUGUAAUCAUUGUGCUUGUUGUCUCUGUCUCAUGGGCCUGCUCUUAAUGGUCUUCUCCUUGGGAAGGCAUUUCCUUUUAACUUGUACAAACAAAAUAAUUUUUGCAAACUGAUAUUGAUUGUUGUUGUUCUUUUUUUUCAGAAGUCCUUUUCUGCUUUUAAGUCUGUUUUUCUUGAAAGUAUGGUGCUGGAUAGUACGUAUAUUACCAGUUUUUGGUGGGUGGUUGGCGGGUGCUCUGGUGUGGUUUGCUUCUUCGUUCCUAUCAAACAACUAUCAUCUUUAUCUCCCCUCCUUCUUUUUUGUGUUUGUUACUCUCUUGUAACACCUCUUAUCUCCGGCACUUAUAUGACCUUACUGUGUUGCAAGUGCCGUAAAACUGACUAAAUCUAAUCUUACCAAUUUUUACUCCUUGAAAAGUAAGUAUUGUACACAUUUUAUCUGAAGUGUGUUAUUCGGUUUCUCUAUAUAUUUGUACUUGUAUGAAAAGAAUGAAUGCUACAGUAUUCACAUAAUGAUUGUACAUGAAGCAUUUUUAUUGCAGCAAUAUCUUUAGAUAGCAACCCAAAAUCGUUUCAUUCCAAAAUAAAAGCUGUUGUUAUUUUAUGAUGACAUGAUAGUAAAAGUAGGCCUACAAUAUUUACGUUAUGUUUUUUUCCUUGUGUUUUUUUUUGUUUUGCCAGCUUAGAUUGUCUUGAAGGAUGUUGUACCCCUAAAAGUGGAUAAAAUAAAUCGAAGUCUCACCACACUCAGAUUCAGAUUCAGGGAUGCCAAAUGAUUUUUGAAAAGAAACCCUGAAAAUAAGGGGAGCAUCACACCUCACCUAAAAUUAACCUAGUAAAAUCUUUCAAUGAGCAAACAAAAACAUUUCUCUUACCAUUCCCCUUUCCUUUGCAAGUGUAGGAAAAAAACGGAAAAUGCCGCGAAAAAACUGAGAUUUGGCAUCCCUGCAGAUUGUAAUUGUGAGUAAUGACUGUUUCUCAGACCUAGAAUUUUUGUUAGAAUUUUGUGAUCUCCGUUGACUCUUGUCCUUAGUUUUGUUCAUUUGAAGUUCACCUAUGACCUGUAUCAUUUGUUGAGAAUGUGUAAUGAAAUGUUACACAUGUGUUCUAUUUACCAUCUGUCUCCUCGGUGACAGUCCCAAGGCAGCUUGUGUUAUAAUGUGUAUGGAUGUGUAAUCUUAGCACAGAUUCUAUGUUUCAUCUAAUUUGUGCCUUAAUCUUUACAGUAAAUAAGGAUUUUGAUUUAGAUGCAAUUCCACCAUAUACAUUUAUGUCACAAUUUGGGGCUGUCUUAUUGAAUAGUUACUAAUAAAUAUAUUUUGAUAUGUUAUUUUUAUGAAUACUUUUAUUGAUUGAAUUGAUCUUUAAAAAGCAGAGAAAAAGGCAGCUACAGUUUGAAAAUAUUGCUCAGUUAUACCAUCCUAGUAAGUAAGUGUGACUAACCAAACUCAUGUCAUAUGUAAAUAUACAGCUUCCAUUAUGUGCCAUCUGUGUAUCAGACAACCAGUGUCCAGAAAAACCCAUUCACACGCAAGGCAAAAGCAAUAAAUGAAUAGUCAAAUGUGA